AUGGCUAAGAAAAUUUCAAAAAACUCCAGAGCUGCAAGACAAUAUGAUCUAACUGAUUUAGCUCCCAAAGAACUCCAGAAUCUUCCGAGAGCAGAAAAUACUGAUCUAACUAAUAUAAUGAUCAGAACAGCUGCAAAAAAUGAGUCUCUUUUAGAAGCAAAGAUAAGGAAGAAGAAGGACAGCAAGAACAAAGUGUCAAAGAAAGACUUUGAAAAGAAAAUUGCCAAAUCAGUCAAAAUCAUGGAGAAAGAGCGUCUAGAAAGGGCUUUGAAUAUCACAAAUCGUCUCGACGGUAAAAUUGCCAAAUCUAUUUCAAGAGCAAAGUAUGUGCAAAGUUCGAGAAAGGCUGGCUGGGAUAGUAUAAAUGCGUCAAUUAAAAAGGAAUUGCUGGUACAAGCUUUGGAAGCAGAAGAAGAGGAGAAGAAAAAUGAAGAAGCUGAAAAGGAAGGGGACAUUGAGGUUGAUGAAAUGUAUGACUCAGCUAAGAUAGAAACUACAACAGAAGUCAAACCCCAAUCUGUUGAGCCACAAAAUUUGUUUGCAUUGCUUCCGCUUGAUACAGACGAAUGA
Molecule: messenger RNA, 570 nt
Organism: Nakaseomyces glabratus
Lineage: Eukaryota; Fungi; Ascomycota; Saccharomycetes; Saccharomycetales; Saccharomycetaceae
Gene: ECM1
Product: Ecm1p
Biological process (GO): ribosomal large subunit export from nucleus
Cellular component (GO): preribosome, large subunit precursor; nucleolus
Source: RefSeq, a predicted model, not a curated record